AUGGGUUGGUUUUGGGCAGACUCACAGCCAAAGGCCCCAGUGGCACCUCAUCCAACGUCCCCGAAUGCAGCUAUUCCGCCAGGAUGCCCGAUGCACGAGCCUGGCUCUGGCUCAUCUGCAGCGCCUGUAACUGCAGCGCCUCCAAGCGCCUGCCCCAUGAACCGAUCAACCGAUUCCCCCUUCUAUGUUCCACCAAAAUCAGCCUCUCCACCUACUCCAGAGCCCGCCGCGCCGGCCAAAUCCUCAUCGACCCUGUCCAAGCUGAAUCCGCUGAACUUCAUGUUCGCAUCUCUCUCGCAGGAACGCGCGCCCAACCAGACUGUGGACCUUGGCGUCGAGCGCGAAAUAUCUACUAUCCCACGGGGCGAUUCCGACCAAAACUGGGAAUACCCAUCACCUCAGCAGAUGUACAAUGCGAUGCUGCGCAAGGGCCACACGGACACCCCUCAAGAUGCGGUGGAGGCUAUGGUGGCCGUUCACAACUUCUUGAAUGAAGGUGCCUGGAACGAGAUCGUCCGGUGGGAGCGCACCUUCGCAAAGGGCCUCCUGCCAGGAUGGGAGAAGUGCCGUCGAGGCGAGGAAAAUCUCAGCUACGAUCUAUACAAAGCGGAGAUGACCGGUGCUGUCGAUCCAGCAUCUGAGCCACGUCUCAUUCGCUUCCAGGGUCGACCAAAGGAGCUCACUCCUAAGGCUCGGAUCCUGCAGACCUUGGGAUGGAUCUAUCCCUCACAAUUCGAAACAAAACCGCCUUUCGACCGUCAUGACUGGUACGUUCAACGACAGACCCCCGCGGGUCCAAAGCAAGUACGUUAUGUGAUCGAUUACUACUCGGGCCCUCCAGAGCCAACAGGCGAACCCGUCUUUUACCUUGACAUUCGUCCUGCCUUAGAUUCCCCUAGCGCUGCUGUUGAACGAUUGAUGCGAUGGGGCGGUGAUGUCUGGUGGCGCGCCAGUGGGGGCUCUGUUCGGGAACAGAACCGCUCCUAA
Messenger RNA from Penicillium chermesinum, 987 nucleotides. RefSeq names its product holocytochrome c synthase CYC3. NCBI's taxonomy places the organism in Eukaryota, Fungi, Ascomycota, Eurotiomycetes, Eurotiales, Aspergillaceae. The transcript has 3 exons. The record is from RefSeq and is a predicted model, not a curated record. Gene Ontology annotation, biological process: cytochrome c-heme linkage. Gene Ontology annotation, cellular component: mitochondrion. Gene Ontology annotation, molecular function: holocytochrome-c synthase activity. The coding region runs from base 1 to 987 and encodes 328 amino acids.